Molecule: messenger RNA, 2919 nt
Organism: Hemiscyllium ocellatum (epaulette shark)
Lineage: Eukaryota; Metazoa; Chordata; Chondrichthyes; Orectolobiformes; Hemiscylliidae
Product: galectin-4-like
Exons: 10
Coding region: 112-1098 (328 amino acids)
Molecular function (GO): carbohydrate binding
Source: RefSeq, a predicted model, not a curated record
UUCCUUUCAGUGUGAGAGCCGACUCACUUCCCGACAGUGUAUUUUUGGGAGGGACAGUAGCAGUUGGGGGAUUGCACACGGACUAGCGCCAGAGAUUCGCAUUAGGACAGAAUGGAACAGCAGCCCAUCUAUAACCCGAUUAUCCCUUUCAUUGGGACUAUCCUUGGUGGACUUCAAGAUGGAAAGAUGAUUGUCGUUCAAGGGCAGGUGCCAGGACAUGCCAAGAGGUUUGCAGUGGAUUUCCAGUGUGGCAGCAUUGUGAAGCCACGUUCUGAUAUUGCCUUUCACUUCAACAUACGUUAUGAUGAGGGGACUGUGGUUUGCAACACAUUGGAGCGUGAGCGUUGGGGAACAGAAGAGAGGAAGCCUCAGACACCUAUCCCCACUGGCUCUUACUUUGAACUGAUCUUCCACGUGCGUAGUUACUGUUUUCAGGUAUCUGUGAAUGGUUCUCAUUUCCUUGAGUAUUCUCACAGGAUUUCCUACAAUAGAGUGGACACACUCUCAAUUUCUGGAGAUGUCCAUGUGAAUACCCUCACCUUCAGAAACCCAAAUGUUCCUCCACCUUAUGCUCCUCCUGCUUACACUCCAAUUCAAGCUUUCAAUGUUCACUCCAUGUUUAGCUCCAAACCUGCUUUUCCUUUUGCUGCACCGUGCAAGGAAGUUAAAGCACCUACUCAUGUGACUGUAAAUAAUCCACCGGUUCCAUACCAGGCGUACAUAGGAGGUAUCAAGCCGCAGCAGAAGAUAAAGAUUAUUGGGACUGUGAAUGUCAAACCUUACAGGUUUACCAUUAAUCUGAAGGUGAGUUAUUAUGACAACAUCGCCCUCCACAUCAAUCAAAGAUUUGAUGAAAAUGCAGUAGUGAGGAACAGUUGCAUCAACAAGAAGUGGGGCACAGAGGAGAGGAGCCUGCCAUUUCUCCCAUUUUUGCCUGGUCAAACAUUUGAGAUGCAGAUUAUGAUUCAACCAAUUUGCUACAAGAUCUUAGUCAAUGGAAGACACCUCUUCAACUUCAACCAUCGUGUGCAGCCUCUGAAUCAGAUCGAUCAAUUGGAGGUCACUGGUGAUGUCAGUCUUUCCCUUGUGGAGUACUAAUAUUUUGAAGUAAACAUUCUGCUGAAUUUUAUCCUUGGUAGAAUCCUUUCCCCUUCACAAGUACAAAUUCUUUUAGGUUUGUCUUUUCUAGAAGAAUAAUCCUUUAAUCUCAAUCGUUAGUCUAAAUCCCCCUUCCACAGGGCCUAAUCUGUGGUGAUUUUGUUUGAGUGUAGUGAAGAAGUCAAUUCCUCACUUGCAUGAUUAACAGCAGUGAUUCAUGUGGAUCUUGUCUAGUGUUUGAGUUUUCCCCCUCCCUUAUUCCAUACCCAUCACAGCGAUUUAUAAAAUUAUACAAUGACACAGAAAAAAAAGCCCCCUUUCGGUCAAUACCAUUUCUUUGAAAAAGCCAUCCAUACAGACCUACUCUCCUCUGAAAACACACAACAGUUUAUAAAGGAGAUAUUGUCCAUAUCAUGAAUUUGCUGUAGCAUCUUGUGGAAAUCCAUGUGACAUACCAAGAUGGUGGCCAGCAGAUAACAUUGAGGAGAACCCAAACGUUUGUUCAAAACACAAACAUCUGUGAAAUAAAAUGCUCCAUAGUCUUUUCACGUGGAGCACAGGUGUAGGAGAAGGCCAUUCCACCUCCAGUUCGAUCAUGCCUGACCUGUAGCUUAACUCCAUUUUAUUUACAGACUUGUUUCUAGUUCCAGGUUUCCACAACCCUUUGUGCAAAAAGAUUCUUCUUAACAUUUAACCUCCCCCACCCUUCCUCCAUUUAAACAACAUGGCUUGAAUUUUAAGCUUUGUUCCCUUUUGUUCUGGACUCCCGUUUAACCUUCUCAUCAGCACCUACAGUUUCUCUCCAUCUCAGACAGCAAUCGUGUUUAAAUGUUGUUGUAAACUCUAUAAAGCAGGAGAGUCAACAUUUCGGGCAUGAGCUCUUCUUCAGGUUUAUGCCUGAAACGUCGACUCUCCUGCUUCUUGGAUGCUGCCUGACCUGCUGCGCUUUUCCAGCAACACAUUUUCAGCUCUGAUCUCCAGCAUCUGCAAUCCUCACUUUCUCCUAGAAAACUCUAUAUAAAGACUGAAUUAUAUCUUUUGACCGAACGUCUGUCUGUAUAAUGCUCUAAUGAUGGAAGUCUUUAAAAAUGUAUACUGAUGAAAACAACCUUUGCAUGUUAUUUGCUUGCUCCCAUGUCAAUGUUUUUGUCAAUGUAACUUGGCUAUCAGUUUUUGCUCAGCAAUUCUGCUUUGUUGUGUACCUCGAAGACCACAUCAGAGAACGCUUACCCAAAGAUCAGAGGCUAAAUGUCCUUGACUGCUGAACCAUUCCCCGACUGGGAGGGAACAUUCCUGUCUGGCGAUGGUUGUCGGCGUCUAUUUGUUUGUUGUCAUCGCAUCUGCAUGUUCUUGCCAUUAUACCAUACCAUAGACAACAUUGGCCGAGUCACGAGUAUAUGCCGUGAAGACCCAUGAAGACGGCCUCAACAGUGAUCAAGCAUUCAAGUCGCGUUGUACCUAACCCCACCACACUGUUCUAUAUCUGCAAAAUCUUCCUUACUGUCCUGUUUUGACACCAUCACCAUGACGAAUUGUUAUGAUCUCUUGACCUUAAUUAGUUUAUACAGUUUGGAUUACUUACUACUUUGGUUAGUCCCUCAACUCUUAUAUCUAUCAUGUUAUUCCAGGCAUUUGGUUUGCCUCCAGCACCACUUUAUUUUUAAUUCUUUGUAAUUAUCUCUCUCUGCCUCAUUUAAUCAGUUUAUAGGCCAUCCUUUUGCUUGUUAUUCAACUAGGUCUGUGUGCUUCUCUCUCACUUCACUUGACAAAGGGGCUAUGUUCUGAAAGCUUGUGAUUUCAAAUAAAUCUGUUGGACAAUAA